AUGGUGCUGCUGUCGGGGGCGGCGGCGAAGCUGGCGGGGCAGCGGGAGCAGCCGGCCCGCCCCGACCCCGGGGCCGCCGCCGAGGGGCAGGACGAGCGGGAGGAGGAGGAGGAAGACUGCGAGGAGUACGAGGAUUUCUCCGAGCUGCCCGACAGCUGCAGCAUCGCCUCGGACGACUCCUUCUACCCGCCGGGCGGGCCGGAGGACGAGGAGGAGGACGGCUGGUCGCUGGGCCCCGCGGAGCGCGACAGCCCCGAGGCGCUCAGCCUCUUCCGCGCCUGCUGCACCAACAACGCGGUGGUGCUGCGGGCGCUGCUGCGCCAGGGCCCCGAGGAGGACGAGGUGCGGGAGACCGACCGCAACAGGCGGAAUGGUCUUAUCGUUGCCUGUUACCAAGGUUAUGUGGAUAUUGUAAUAGCCUUAGCACAAUGCCCUCAUCUUGAUGUAAACUGGCAGGACAACGAAGGGAACACGGCUCUAAUUACAGCUGCGCAGGCAGGGCACAUAACCAUUACAAACUAUCUGUUGAACUAUUUUCCUGGACUUGAUAUUGAGAAGAGGAACGUGUUUGGAUUUACCGCCCUGAUGAAAUCUGCAAUGCAGGGCCGCACCGAAUGUGUCAGAGCCUUGAUGCUGGCAGGGGCAAAUGUUCACGCAACAGACCCAAGUCGUGGACUGACUUCAUGGGAAUGGGCUUGUUACACAGGAAGGUCAGAAUCUGCCUUCAUCAUGCAAAAGCUGAUGGACAGGCCAUGCCCAGAACAGUUUUGUGAUCAAUAUAAACCAGAAUGGCCAAAGAUGAAGGAACUUCUUGCCAAGGCUGCGGAGCCAAAGAGCUGUUUGCAGAGGAUUUCAGAGUGCAUGAGAUCAGCAGUUUCAUUCCGGGCUUACCAUGGCCCAGAAGAAGAUGGGGUCCUUGAUCACAUGGUCAGGGUGACAACAAGCUUAGGCAGUCCUUUUAUUGCUCUGUCAUGCAGGACUGUGUGCCCGGGAAGCCCACCUUCUGUGGGAAAACGCAGACUGGCCGUGCAGGAAAUCCUUCGGAAGCAGAGAGCUGAGCAAAUCCGAUCUCAGGACAAAGACCAUGCUAGCAGCUAUGAGAGGUUAUUUCAGAACUCCAAAGUCACGCUGAUCCCCAAAAAGAAGGACCGUCGAGCCAGUCUGCAGCCCGCCAGCCUUGCAGUACCUGAAGUGAGCACUGUAGCCCUCAGGAAAGCAAGUCUCUUGCCGCUCCACCUUUUGAGACGGAGCAGUGUGAGACCAGGAUUUGUCAUCCCCAAAGUCCGCAUCAUCAAGGCUCCUCCACCCACCUACCAGCCAGAAAAUGCGAGACGGAGGAGCAGUGCUAGAGAUGACCCAUAUUUGCAGAUUCCUAAAUGGAGAUACAAGGAGCUGAAAGAGGAGCGGAAGAAGGCAGAGGAAGUGGAAAAGAAAAAAGCACUGGAGGCUCAAAAACAGAGGCAGGCAUCUCCUGCCAGAUGCAGGACCUGAUUUAAUGGCAGUUGCAUAUAAGGUUUUAUGGCUGUUAGUCUUGUUAUCUGGGCAAGAUAACAGACUGCAUGCACCACACAUGUGCGUUAUGCGUAGAGCUGGAAUAAUGGCCUUCUUGGCGCAGAACCAGGCCAUGGGCUAUGCCACAGUAUAUCUGAUGGAGUGCGAAGGUAUUUUGGGGUGGAAGAUAGAGGAGAUUUUGCCUGUCUGCUGUUGGUAGCAAGUUUAAAUGGUGCCAUCCUUUUGUGGUUUUUUUUCCAGUUCCAGGUGAAUGACUGAGAAAAGGCUUGAAAUGAAACAAGAACAUGUGUGUGAAAGGGUCAUAUUUUGUGUUUAUUCAUUUUGUAACAGACAAAAUUAAGGAGCUGUGGUCUUGACACUAGGUAUUCUUUCCUCUCCUUGUUUAGGUAGAUGUAUUGCAAGGUUUUAUAGUAAUGAUGAGAAGUUUUAAUUAUACCAUGGUGUUGGUGGGCAGUGAAAAUCCAGGUCUACAAUUGUUUUGAAUAUGCUAAGCACUUUAUGGCAUUUUAAUUCCAGUAAUCAAAAUUUAAGAUAGGAUAGAUAUUAAAAUCUACAGCUCUAUACAGUCUGUAUGGAUGCAGUUCUUAAUGCUGUUGUUCUAUUGAAUAUAAAAAGGGCUGUAUAUGAAAUAUUUCUGCAGUUUAAGGAGUUGAUAUCCUCUGCAGAUAUAAAUCAGGUGCAGGGCCUGAUUUUCGUUAAAGGCCAGACAACAUGAGCUAAUUUUUGAAUGCCAUGGUCACCUAAGAUUUACCUCCCCCAUUAAGUUUCCUUACAUCUGCUAUCUGUUGUCUCCUCUUUAGUCUCAGGGAAUUUUUUGUCAUUGCAUUUAACUGUGAAACAAGGGAGCUGGUGAACCACAGGCAGGCUUUUUUUUUGUUGGUAUUUAGAUUCCUGUUAAAAAACAGACUAGGUUUAUUGUGAACUUCACCUGUAGGAUCUUUGCAGAUUAUAACAGGACAGGAUAAUUAUGCAAUUUCCAGAAAUUCAAGCAGGUAUCAAGCACAGCCAUAUGCCAUGAAAAUCCAGCCAGAGAGGCAGUAUCAGGCAGCUCAGCCACUAGUGUUUGGAAACCUUGGUUAGUCGUCAUUGUACGCUUUGAUAUUAUGCAUCUGGGUGCCUUGGUAGGACAGUACUUCACUCCUCUGUCUCAACACUGGGGAAAAAAAAGUUCCUUAAUACUGAGGUUAGAGCAGGAACUGGUUGUGCAGUUCCAGAGAUGAAGACUACCAUGUCCACCAUCCUGUCCCAGACCCUUUCUGGAGACCAUGAGGCUAAUUGUAAUCCUACUGCCCUGCCAAGUCGAAGACUUUCAGAACUAUUCUCCCAUCCCCAAACUUGAUCUAAACUGCCAGGUUGGUGAGAGUAGCACUUAAUGCUACAGAAACACAUCAUUACUUGAUAUGCAUGAGCGCUCUUGAAAGUGGUAAUUCCCAUAGGUUGCUGCAAGUCCUUUAGGUCCAUAUUAAGUCUGUCUUUGGUUUUACCAGAAGUCAGUCAUGCUAAACCCUGGCAAAUUCUGGUAAGAAAGGGCUCUACAUUUACUGCUUGCUGAAGAAAGACACAUUCAUAAAGGCAGAGGUCAAAAGCAAACAGCAAAUCAUGAAGGAAAUACUCAGCCUACGUUUUUUUUCUCAGGCUUUGCUUCUACUUGAAAUGAAAUGUGCUCUUGUGCAUUCUGUUCAUGGUAUCUCUCUGUUGGAGUCUGAGUAGACCUUAGCUGCUGCUGCUGUUAACAUCAGUUGUGUGCAUUUCAUAGGCACUAAGCUUGUAUUGGAUUUUGUGUGACCAGAAUAUAAGGCAGAAGCUGAAACUCAUUUCAUUUGGGGAGAGGGAAAACAAUGUUUUAGCUCUCUGUGGCAAAGCCAUCACGAUGGAUUUUUUGUUGUUGUUGUUGUCAUAACACCAUAUUGAAUGGUUCAACUGGUAAUUUUUGUUUACUGCCAGCCCAGUGUACUUAAUAUUUAGCAUUCAGAUUCAGCAAAAGCAACCUGUGCUGCAAGGUGAACCCUUGAAUUUGCACUCUCAGUAUCACUUGCAGGAAACGUACAGUUGACAGGUGCUCUCAGGGAUUAACAUACUGUAUGUUAGAAUUAGAGGCUGAAAAUGAAGCCUGUUUUCUAACCCUUUGUACUUUAUUAUGUAUAUGAGUAUAAACAUGUGAUGUUUCCAUUAAAAGAAGCACAAGCUGUGAAACUUAUUGGAGAGCUUAUUCUUCAGAGAGAUUCAGGGAUGUUGCCUUCACUUUUCAGGAGAUCAAAAGUUCACCCACUUUUGUUAGUGAACUCAUCAGUAACAUCUGAAAGCGGUUUGGUUUACCUGGGAGGAGCUGACUUCCACUCCUUGUGAAUGUUUCGCUGUGAAUAAAAGAAAACCACGACAUUUGUCCAUAUGUUGGACUUUGGUUGGUGGUGUCUCUGUAGAGAUAACAGUUCCUUAUAUGACCUGCAGUCACAUUUUUUUACUGCAAGUAGACGCUACCCUGGUAUCACUAGAGAUGGUGUGACUGAAUUCUCUGUAGCUGUUUAAGGCUUUGGACUUUGUUGGCUGGGAGCUGCCGGCACAGAGCUCUCGAGGGCUGCCCCUCUCAGCGUGACCCUGCAGCUCCUGCCAUCUGAUACUCGUGGGGGAGCCUGAUGGGCUGAAUUACUUCUGCAGUAAGCAAGAGGGAUUUAAAAUAAUGAUGAUGGAAAGUGAAAUCCCAAACGCUUCACAGCACAUGCUAAAAUGCCAUUAUGCUCACUUUUCUCUUGAAAGCUUUGGUGUGGCAAUGAAGAGGCUAUCAACCCCAGUGGAAGGCUUUUCAGGCAGGAACACAGACUUGCAUGCAAUUGGUUCUCUGUGCCACUAUAUAAUGUUCAUUUACUUUUUAUGCCAAUGAAAACUGUUCCUUAGGCUUUGACAAAAAUCCUCACUAGGCAUCUCCAUCUCCUUUUUUCUGGAAAUGUUCUUAAUAGUCCUGUAUGCUCAUGUUGUCCUAUUAAGGGAUAGAGCUUAGAGCAGCUGGUAAAAGACACCUUGCAGAGAAAAAUGGCAUGCAGAUAUAUAAUAUCCUCUGUGGACUUUUUAAGUAUCUACAUUUCAUCAGGAAAUUUCCAAAAGCUGCAACUGAAAUUAGGAUCCAGUGUGCAGGAUAUGCCAGUUUUCAGAUGGUCUGAACUGUAGCCUGUUUUUUUUUUUUCUUUUUUUCUUUCUUUAAUUCCUGCUGUGCAGCCGGGUUUUGCCUGGGCUAGCAUUGUGCCUUACAACCAGUGUGCCACAGUUUCGGGAGAUUCCUGAAGGCCACAAGCAGGGAGCAAGCUGGGAAGGGCCAUCCUGUCCUGCUCUCCUGUCCAUGUACCCUUGCCUGCCUGCCCCCAACAAACUUGGUAUUUUGCCAGAUUAGUAUUCUGCUGAUUUAGUGAUCAAAACUAGCUCACUGGUGCCAGUGCAGGGGAGCCCGGCAGGGAAGGGGAUAGACCAUCUCCUUCAGUAUCAGUGAGCUCAGUCAGGCCCGCCAGGCUGUGCAGGAAGACGGGCAUGGCAUGGGUUGGGCGGCUCCAAAUAAACACAAAGGUGACACCCUCUUAGAGGCAUUUUUAGUGCUUCAGAACCCCAAAGAAAGCAGUCUGGAUUAGUUUUCAGAUGUUCGGGAAACUUACAGCCUCCCCCACCACACCUCUUCCUUUGAACCCACUUGGGAAGGAUUUAACAAGCACCCAGACACAGAGCUGCCUGAUGAUGUUCACCGACUUCAGCCAUAAAGUAGGGCAGAAAGAACUGUAAGAGGUGGGAACUGGCUUACAUUUUCCUUUUCUUUUAAAUUAACACAGGUAGAAUUACAAACCAGUGUAGUCAUUUGGGUCAUCUAAAGGGCCUCUUUAUUACUUUGCUAAUUACCCAGCAAGGGGGUAUAUUCAGCAGAGAUACCAGCUGACGAGCCACCCCGUAAUCAUCUCAAGGCAAGCAAAAGUUGGAUUCAGAGUUCUGCACACUCUCUGUAUAGUAAAUUUUGCAAUUAAAUCUUUGAAUUCCAAGUCUCUGAAAACUGCUAAACAAAUAUUAUUAGAAAAGUAUCCUGGGCAGCUGGAAGAGUGGAGAGGUCAGUGGCGGGGCAGGAAGGAAGGAAAAAUAUGGCAAUGGUUAUGCCAUGUCUCUGAUUUAAAACAACAUGGGCUUUUGACUCAGUUUUUUUCUGACUACUGUGUAGACAAGAGUUAAAAGCAGCAAUAAAGGCUUGGUAUGAUCUGCCAAAGAAUAUGUUAUUUAGAAAGAAUAUGAUUCAGUAUGAGCUUUGUUCAGUGACUCCUCAGUUUUUGGAAACUGGCUUCCCUAGUUGUUUUGAGUAGCUGCUUUUGAACACAUUUGCACACUUUCCUGAUUGCAAGAUAUUUGGUUUGUACACCAUCUGCAAGCAUAUUUGCUUACUUAAGUUGAGGUAAUGGAUAUUUAAAUGGUUUAAGCUUCUUUCUGUUUUGUUAAUGAAAAUACUGCAAAAUGCUGCAGCAAUCAUGAGAAGACAAGUGUUAGUGUUAUCAAAAAACCUCCCCAAACCUUCAGUCUUUGGAAUUAUCAAUUGCCCUGAUGUAAAGUAGCUGCAACAAAUAUCCCGCAGAGCAGGCUAUGUGGAAAAGAAAAAAUAUUAGGAAAUAACCAACAUGAAGAAAAGCUUUUCCUGAAUGGGUGAAGUAUCCAAUUGCAGCUACGUGUUCAGUAGGCUGCCUCUUCCUGUGCUAACAGGGAUAUUACGUUUUACAAGACAAACUUAUCUUGUCCUUACUUACACUAGAAAUAAAUGAGCUAAUAUCUUGGAUGAGGGCUGCAACAUCUCAGCACUUCCUUUUGAGGCUUUUUGUCGAGCAAUGACUUUGGACAGAGAGCUGUAGAAGACUUGGUCUGAGGUUUACAUGGGCAAAUGCCUUCUUAAUUCACGAGCAACAUCCCUUAUGUCCUUUCGUUUGUACAUGUGCUGAAAGUGUUUAAGACUCCCAAGCUUGCCCUUCGGAGGAUAAUGCUGGCCAGAGGAGUUGGGUACAACAGGCAGCCCACUGCUUGGUGGCAGGCUGUUUGUAGGAUGCACACAGAUUAAAAAAAUGGUUCUGGAUUCUUCCCAGGAGCUGUAAACGUUUUCCGUUUGAGGGUCUGGAUUUUGCAGAAUGUUGCAUGGCAGAUGCAAAGAGCCAACGUGCAUUGCUUUGGAGAACAGCAAUUUUCUUCUGCAGAUUUCCUAUGUAAGGCUAAAUAUGGCAUUUAAGGAAAAUAUACACAGUGGACCCUUUUGCCCUGUGACUGUAGAACUGCUGAACACUGAGAAGCAUAAACUACUCUAGCUAGAGCCAGGCUUAGACCACAAAGUGUUUUAUUAUGCUAAAUAAGGACAUCCCAAACUUGUCAAACUGGGUGCCCAAAACAAGUGAAUAGCUUCAUUUCCUAGCCAUAAAAUAACUAUAUAAUUAAAUUAUAUUAAUUAUACAUUAUAUUAAAUUAAUGCAUACCUGUAAAAGUACCUAUA
This is a messenger RNA of Dromaius novaehollandiae (emu), 7000 nucleotides long. It is a transcript of the gene ANKRD33B, whose product is annotated as ankyrin repeat domain 33B. The transcript is spliced from 4 exons. The record is from RefSeq and is a predicted model, not a curated record. NCBI's taxonomy places the organism in Eukaryota, Metazoa, Chordata, Aves, Casuariiformes, Dromaiidae. Gene Ontology annotation, molecular function: protein binding. Bases 1 to 1491 code for a protein of 496 amino acids.